CGGCGUUUCUCACUCUUCAUGCUGUUUUUGCUUCCCCGUCCUCAGGAGUCCUUCAAUAACGUCAAACAGUGGCUACAGGAGAUCGACCGCUACGCCAGCGAGAACGUCAACAAGCUGCUAGUAGGCAACAAGUGUGACCUCACAACGAAGAAGGUGGUGGACUACACCACAGCUAAGGAAUUCGCAGACAACUUGGGGAUCCCCUUCCUGGAGACCAGCGCCAAGAGCGCCACCAACGUGGAGCAAGCCUUCAUGACCAUGGCGGCGGAGAUCAAGAAGAGGAUGGGCCCGGGGGCCACGGCCGGAUCCUCGGAGAAGUCCAACGUCAGGAUCCAGAGCAAGCCGGUCAACACCUCGUCCGGAGGCUGCUGCUGAGACCCCAAGAAGAAAAACGAAAAAAAAAAACAGCCACGACCUGAAUCCACCCCCGAGCCCACGACCAGUCUCAACGUUACCAUGCUCCACAGGGGGCGUCGACCAGAGAGAGAGAGAGCGAGAGAGAGAGAGAGAGAGAGAGAGAGAGAGAGAGGAGGAAGAAGACUUUGAGCGGACCGGUUUGUAAUUGUGUGUGCAGCUACAACACCAGACCCCCCCCCCUUUUAAAAAAAGAAAACCCUAUUAAAGUCAGCAAUAGGACGGUAAGCCCCUCCCCCUCACACACACACACACACACACACACACACACACACACACACACACACACACACACACACACACACACACACACACACACACACACACACACACACACACACACACACCGAACACACUCUGGGCGGUUCUUUUUUUUUUCUUCUAACUUUAUGAAACACACUCAUACUGGAAACCAAUGUAAAGCGUUUAGAGCAGCGUGUGAAGUUAACCAAUGAGAGCACACGUCUUAUUCAGCUUUGCUUUUUAUUUUCUGUUUUCUUAUCGUUUCGCCCCCGACCCCCCCUCCUUCUUUUUUUUUUUUUUUUUUUUUCUUCUGAGUUUGAUAGACGAGUCACUUUUCUAAAACUGUUAUUAAAAAAAACCACACAAAGUUGUCUUUAUUUGGCGGCGAGUCGCAGCGCCUCCCUGUCUCCUCGUUUGUGUUUGAAUCAGCGAGCUCGUCAGAUGAAGCACAUGCUUAAACACCAGCAGCACGCAUGUCCCAGCUGAUCACAUGCCCCCCCAGCCCCACCCCCACCCCACCCCUCUCGACUCUGCAUGUGAUCAGCUGCAGUCAUGAAGCGGCCGGCUCAAACUGCGCCUCCCGCUUAACGGUCGCCCCGCUCCGACUUCACGGCGGCGCCCCCUUAAACUUAAACUAAACGAUGUGCCAGUGCCUUUGCGGCAGGAGAUUUACGACAUGUAUGCCUUCGGUGCUCUCGUGUUGUCGCCAUCUUCCCCUCCGUUCGCCCUCAGCGGCGGCGUGUUAAAGAAUUGUAUGAUAGCAGAAAACAUUCCUGUAUAUAACGCUUCCUGUGUCGGGCGCCGUGCGUGCUCGGCUGGUGACUGGUUAAGCAUGUGCUACAUCGGGGAGACGCCGCGUGUUCUUUUUUUUUCUCUCUGCUAAUGUUUCUCAACCGACAGCACAACCACGACCGGAGGCGUCCAAAUCACCACCCCAGCUGGAGAGUAAUCUAUAACCUGUAUAUAUUUAUACAUAAAUGUAAGAAGUGAUUUGUGUAGAGAAAAGCAAGUGAAGCGAAUGACAUGAUGCAUAGCUGGAAGUAGUAAUCUCGGCACGUGAUUUGUGGCUGCGGACAUGACAUUUUUGUGGCACAAUGUCUACUAUUAAAACAAUGAAGGAGAUCUUUGAUAA
This is a messenger RNA of Labrus bergylta (ballan wrasse), 1789 nucleotides long. The record is from RefSeq and is a predicted model, not a curated record. Lineage: Eukaryota; Metazoa; Chordata; Actinopteri; Labriformes; Labridae.